AUGCAGGCCGAGCUGGACAAGGUCCCUGCAGGCUCUUCCAUCGCCAUCGCCGUGUCCGGUGGUCCUGACAGCAUGGCCCUGUGCCUCCUGACACACCAUUGGGCCAAGAAGAGGGGCAUCAAGGUGCUGGCGCUCACUGUGGAUCACGGACUGCGGCCAGAGAGCGGCGAGGAGGCAAAGCGAGGUAUACGGCACGAGAUUCUACACAGACCAUGGGACAAGCCGGCCCAGCCGGGCCACAUUCAAGAGGCUGCGCGGAAGCACCGCUACAUGCUUCUCUAUGAGAAGUGCCGGAGCGAAGGCAUCCACAACCUGCUCACCGCCCACCAACUCGAGGAUCAAGUCGAAACGUUCAUCAUGCGGCUGGCGCACUUCAGCGGCGUGGACGGUCUGGCGGGCAUCCAGAAACGCCACGCUCAGUUCUUCCCGCCGGUCCCGCCGGGGUCCGGCAGCGCCAAGGCGGCGAUGACGUCCACCCGCUUGGCGCCGCCGCUCUUCCCUCCGCUGUCCAAUCAAACACUCAACACGCCCAGCAGCGACAGCUAUCCGAGUCCGCUCUAUAUCGUGCGGCCCUUGCUCGAAGUCUCGAAGGACCGACUGAUGGCCACGUGUGCGCACUUUGGCCAGGAGGCGGUGGACGACCCCACCAACCAAAAUAUGACCUUUCACCGGAACCGGAUCCGACAAGCCCUCCCUUUGCUUUGGGAGACGAUCGGCAAAGAGGACCUCAGCCGCACCAUCUACCACUUUCAAAAGGCGCGCAACGAGAUGCAGGCCGAGGUCAACGCCAUCAUGCGGACCCACUCGCGCUUCUCCACGCGCCCGUUCCCCGCCCGGUUCUCUCCCUUCGGCGCCGAGCCGUCCCUGCCGUCGCCUCAGUUCCUGGGCCACGUCUACCUGCCCGUCUCCCUGUUCGGCGGCUCUCGCGACUCGCUCUCGCUGCCGCUCAGCAUGCGCGUGCUCCAGGCCGCGCUGGUGAGUGUGGGCGGCCUGCGGGCCGAGCGGCUCUCGCUCAAGCUCCCGAUGCUGCGCGAGAUCACUGAGCGCAUGCAGAAGACCGCCGCCUAUGCCGCGGGCGGGAUCACUGCGACACUGGGCCGCGGGCUUACACCCAUAUUGCCGGAUCAUCUCAAGGCGACCUUCACCGCCUGUGGCUGCCUCAUCCAGCUCCUUUCCUCCCCGCACCAAUCGAUGUUCGUUAUCUGUCCCGAACGGCGCAUGACGAGCGAGAAGGAGCCCAUUCGCCCGGGCGAGACCCUGUUGUGGGAGAACAGGCUCGCCAUUUCCUUCACCGUCGGUGGCCGCCAACCCCAGCGCCGCGCGAGCACCGCGUCACAGCCGCCGCCUACGACCGACGACCGCUUCUUUGUGCGGCGCCUCACCACCAAGGACUACAAGGUCUCCCACGUCAUCGGGACUGCGGUGCGAGAAGUGCCGUCGGACAUUCGUGUCACGACGCCGGUCAUCGUCGACGAGCGUGAUCGUCUGGUUGCGCUGCCCACGCUUCGGUUCUUACAGAACCGGCCGGACUUGGUGUUCACCACGGCCCCGGUCUUCCCGCUGACGUCGGAGCCCUCGCCCUGCGCUCCACCCGCGCAGCCCGACGAACUCUCCGCCAAGCAGAAGUUCGACAUGCUCCUCGCGCAACUCGACGAAUUCGAUCGAAUCGCCGACCAACUCGAUGAUGGUGCUGACGACAGUCACGACAGUCGCGACAAGCCACCACAAACGCGAUAA
Acanthamoeba castellanii str. Neff is the source of this 1737-nucleotide messenger RNA. RefSeq names its product tRNA(Ile)lysidine synthetase. Gene Ontology annotation, biological process: tRNA processing. The transcript has 11 exons. Gene Ontology annotation, molecular function: ligase activity, forming carbon-nitrogen bonds; ATP binding. The record is from RefSeq and is a predicted model, not a curated record. Lineage: Eukaryota; Discosea; Longamoebia; Acanthamoebidae. Bases 1 to 1737 code for a protein of 578 amino acids.